Rhipicephalus microplus (southern cattle tick) is the source of this 1286-nucleotide messenger RNA. Its product is annotated as putative nuclease HARBI1. NCBI's taxonomy places the organism in Eukaryota, Metazoa, Arthropoda, Arachnida, Ixodida, Ixodidae. The record is from RefSeq and is a predicted model, not a curated record.
AUCAACAGCGCCACCGCUAAAAUGUCAAUCGAAUGUUGAGGUGCAGUGCAAGCCUUUCGUCUGCUACGGUACGGGCAGUACGGGGCUAGUGAGGCUUAGCACGCACCGGCAAGCGGCUGUCAGUUGUGUCAGUUGUGUGUCCGAGGAUUUGCACGUGAUUUGUUAACAUGGAGGAACUCCACAUCGCCAUGGAAUUGGUUGAAUCUGACAGUGAAGAUGAGGAACUCGACGCAGUGUUGUGUCAAAUUGGUGCCCAAUUGGUCCGCAGCGAUCGUAACCGCACACCUAGGUACUACAAGGAAGUUAUGGCCCGUUAUUUUGACUACGAAUUCAAGCGCCUGUUUCGGCUGUCAAGAGAGACGUUUGAAACACUCGUGGGGCGCUUCAAGUCGUCGCCCUUUCCUAGGCCACGGGGAGGGCGCCCCCAAAUCCCAGCGGAGAACACUUGCCUGAUUUCUCUCAGCUACUUGUGCACGCAGAAUAGUAUGUAUAGAAUCGCGGAUACCUUUGAUGUCUCCGAGUCAUCCGUGUCUUUGUGCUUGAAACGGGUUCUUGACUUUCUCUUUAGCAUCAGUGAUAAAGUUAUUGCUUGGCCCAGCGAUCAAGAGCGGGCGAAUAUCAAAGCAGGCUUUGCUGCUAGGAGCGACGAAGGUCCGAGGAACACUAUUGGGUGUAUUGAUGGUUGCCACAUAGAGAUUCCGCACCAGAAUGAAUCACCGGCAUCCUACUACAAUAGAAAAAAAUUUACUUCAAUCAUUCUUCAAGGAAUCUGCGAUGCAAACAGCCGUUUCACUGACAUUUUUGUUCAUUACCCUGGCAGCGCACACGACGCACGUGUGCUGAGAGAGAGCCCCUUCUACGGCACUGCAGAAUCUAAGUGCGCCGGCGAUUAUUUACUAGGGGACGCAGCGUACCCACUCCAUCCAUGGCUAAUGCCUCCAUACAAGAGCAACAGGGCCACGUUUGAGCGCUACAAGCGAAAGUUUAAUAAGAGGCUCAGCCAGCAACGCGUAGCUAUAGAACAUGUCUUUGGCAUUUUGAACCAGCGCUUCAGGCGGUUAUAUCUUGUGGAUGCAGACACUUUUGAUCAGUGUUGCCUCAUUGUCACAGCAGCAUGUGUGCUACACAACCUAUGUAGCAGAAGUCGUGACACAUUGAGCAACUUUGAGGAUUUACCGAGGGAAGACGACAUUGAAAAUGACAACGAAGGAGCCAUCACAAGCACUGCAGCGGUUAGAGGAAUGUGUAAACGCCGACGCAAGAACAUUGCCGAAACGCAGUGCUGA